AUGCGACCAAGCUGGAAGACCCCGUCGCGAAGCGGGUGUUUGGAGUGCAGGGACCGGCGAAUGAAGUGCACCCGGGAGCUACCUAAAUGUUCUGGUUGCAUCCGCCACAACAUCUUAUGCCAGUAUCUGUCGUCCACGCCCUGGCAAUCUCCUUCUCCCUCGCCUAGAUCGUCGCCGUCGAUUCCCGACUCGCUGUUCUUCGCUGAGACGACCGAUGACCCCAUGGCAUCCUUCGCCCACCACUCGCUUCCUGAAGAUCUCCAUACCCGCGAGCUGGAGCUCAUGAUGCAAUGGUGUACGGCGACCUACCGCACCAUUGCCCGCAACGAUGCCGUGGAAUGGAUCUGGCACGCCGUCGUUCCGCGCGAGGCAAUGCGCUAUCCGGCCCUGAUGCACGGCAUCCUAGCUCUCUCCGCGCUCCAUCUGUCCUUCGCCAAUGGCAGCAGCACGAAAGACGCCUAUCUGCGACUGGCCCAGGCUCACCAGAGUCUGGCCGCCGUCGGCGUCACGACGAAGGCCGCCGGCAGUCCCAACCUGGCCGACUGCAACGCGACGUUUGCGCUCUCCAACCUCAUGAUCGUCUAUUGCUUCGGGUGUGCCCGCAUCAUGGGGCCGGUCAAGGACACGCCUGUGCUGGACGAGCUCUGCCGAGUAUUCCAGUGCGCGCAGGAGUCGGCCGACGUGCUGGCCGUGCUUGUCGACCGGGUCAGUCAGGGGGAGCUUCGUUUGCUGCUGGAAUGUGACAAUUCCCAGCCCAAGAUGCCUGACACCUCGCGACUCGCCAUCAUGGCGCUGUCCCGGUUGAAUGCCAGCCUGGCCGCUCGGGAUUCUCACCAUGAAAAGGCCAUGUACGACGCCAUCAUCGACCACCUCGGUCACUCACUGGAUAAGCUGGCGCGGGGGGGCGAGGUUAUGGUCAUUCUAUUCCACUGGAUCUUCAAUCUGCCGUCGCGAUUCUGUGAUCUGCUCAAGGAGAACCAUCCAUUUGCCUUGGUCAUCCUGGCCCACUACGCCGUCGUCAUCCAUUCUCUGAGGGGCAAUUGGUGGAUGGGCGACCUGGGCACGCGAGUCAUCGAGCAAAUCGGACGAAGUUUAGGGGCCGAAUGGAGAUCCUCGAUCGACUGGGUGAUAGACGCAACGGGCUGUUAUAUCCCUCCCCUAUGA
Messenger RNA from Aspergillus steynii IBT 23096, 1164 nucleotides. RefSeq lists its product as uncharacterized. Gene Ontology annotation, biological process: regulation of transcription by RNA polymerase II. The coding region runs from base 1 to 1164 and encodes 387 amino acids. The record is from RefSeq and is a predicted model, not a curated record. Lineage: Eukaryota; Fungi; Ascomycota; Eurotiomycetes; Eurotiales; Aspergillaceae. The transcript is spliced from 2 exons. Gene Ontology annotation, molecular function: zinc ion binding; DNA-binding transcription activator activity, RNA polymerase II-specific.